GUUUCUAAAUUUUGACAGGUUCUAUAAGAUAUGCAAUCAAAAACAUGAUUUUAACAUGAUUCUCUCAUCAUGUAUUCAAGAAAAGAUAAUUUUCGUCUUUCGUCCAUCGUCCAAAAAUGAUGUGUGUUCCGUUGAAAUCGUCAAUUCUUAAUAUUUUCCCGGUUUCUUGUUAUAACAGGUGUAUAAGAAUUUUUUCAUAUUUUUACAGCUAGUAAAAGUUCGUAAUGUUUUGAAAGGCGACUGGUCAGUUUUUUAUAGAAAAGUAGUUUCUUUAUAAAAAAUGUGUAAGCAAAAAACUUUGAAAAAAUGUAGAACUGAUGUUGAAGAAUCUUUCUGAAAUAUUUUUUGAUGCGAUAAUUUUAAUUAUAAGCUGUGGGAUAUCAUUGAACUUGUCUUAUUUGUCGUAAGUUUUAGUAGACCAAGAAUUUACUUUAGCUUGUUUACCUCUAAAAAUAUACACCACGUGAAAAAAAGAAAUACAAACCUAAUUUAUGUAAUGUAUUGUUUUGGCGCGAAAAUUAUAUAAUUAUCUAAAUAAAACGGCUGAAUGGUUAAAAAACACACACACAAAAAAACACGGAUUAAUUAAUCUGAAUUGAAAGUGAAAAAACAGAACACAGUAAAUAAGAUAUGUUUACUCCUGCGUUGAAAAUGAGAACAAACAAGUGAUAAAUUAAAAUUCCAAAAAUACCUUUUUGCAUGCUCUGUUUGUUCCAUGAAAUUACUGUUGCACGCAUGCUCUGCUGGUCGCAUAUAAAUAAAUAAGUAAAUGAAAGGCGCGAAGUAAUUCAAACUGUUUCAUACAAAAAUUCCCGUUAGGCUGACAAAAUGUUCGUUCGCCAUAGCAACAAUGAGAUUAUCAACAAACAAAAGACUUAAACGGUUCAAUAUAUGCUAAAUUGCCAGUGCUCCUAAGAACUCAUUAUUUAUCCAAAUUCCAAUGUUUUGACGCUUAAAACAAGUCUAACACUAAAUCAUGCUAAUUAUGAGGAGAUAAUUUAACUUUGAAGUCAGCAUUCAUUGAAGAUAAACAUGCAAGAACAUUUAUUUAAUUACGGUUUUAUUGGAUAAACACCAACAUGAAGCUUUACCUUCGAGCUGGUUUGUAUUUAUUAGCGUUAUUGCAUUGUACUGUUAGUCAGGACUUAAUAUCACCUACACAUUCAACAUCCUCCACACCGCUUCCAACGGUAACACCAAGUGGAACAGUAACGCCGGUGCCACAGCCCACCCCAACACCAACAACACAACCCACUCCUGAAGCAAACGCGUGCGAUUCGCAACCAUGUCAAAAUGGAGCAAUCUGCGUCAGUGUGGGAAUUGGAAAGAACUACAUAUGUCAAUGCGCGGACGGAUGGAAAGGAAGAAUUUGUAACCGUAGAUCCAAAAACUAUUUUGUAACCACUCAAGUAUUUAGAGUCAGAGCAGGAAGUCUAGUCGUGAGACCAAAUGCACCUCAACUGAUCAGGGACCAGCUAACCGACCCAACUAGUAGUUUGUUUAAAGAUGCCUGCAGUAGUAUGAAAAAAGUCAUCAUCAGCUCAUUAACAGCCGAUGGUAAAUUUACAAAGCCGAAGGUUAUUUGCCGACGUUUUUUCUUUGCAAGUCUCCACUUUGAUUUUGUUCUUGAACUUGAGACUAAUGUCACUACGGCCACUAUAAAGGAUUCUAUAAUCACUGGAUACAAAAUUAUUGAAAAUAGUACCAGCGAUGGUGCGUUGUUGCCAGAGACUAUCAUAGCGUCUGAUUUCGACGAAUGUAACACUUCAAUUGGUUACUGUGCUAGUACAGCCACAUGUGUGAAUCUAAUUGGUGGCUAUCGCUGUGAGUGUAACUUAGAAGGUUAUGAACUAAUAGCAAAUGGUUCCUGCAGUCGGAUUGUUACUCCAGACAGUGAUAAAAAGGAUAUUAUUCUCAUUGUUAGUAUUGUAUGUGGAGGACUUUUUCUUCUAGUUAUACUGCUGAUAAUUUUGCUGGUUAUUCGGAAAAGAAAAACGGACACGAAUUUUAAUAGCAAUUCUUCUUCAUCUGAUUUUGGCGCCACUAUACAAUUCCGUGGGGCCAGAAUGAUCCAUUAUGGUGUGCACAACUGAAAAAUGCCUUUCUCUAACACUGUCUUGCUAAGACUGAGGUUUUGGUCAUAUGAAAAGGCUGACAUUGUGCCGCGUAAGAGAUAUUACAGCUGUCGUUUUCGAAAUAAUUUAUUUUGGAAUAUGAAAGCAAGGAGACAAGUAGAAGAUUAAAAAAAAGUUCUGUUUUCAUUCUUA
Molecule: messenger RNA, 2267 nt
Organism: Hydractinia symbiolongicarpus
Lineage: Eukaryota; Metazoa; Cnidaria; Hydrozoa; Anthoathecata; Hydractiniidae
Product: fibropellin-3-like
Exons: 1
Coding region: 1080-2093 (337 amino acids)
Molecular function (GO): calcium ion binding
Source: RefSeq, a predicted model, not a curated record